Cyclospora cayetanensis is the source of this 909-nucleotide messenger RNA. Its product is annotated as isoprenyl transferase. The transcript is spliced from 7 exons. NCBI's taxonomy places the organism in Eukaryota, Apicomplexa, Conoidasida, Eucoccidiorida, Eimeriidae. The record is from RefSeq and is a predicted model, not a curated record. Gene Ontology annotation, biological process: polyprenol biosynthetic process. Gene Ontology annotation, cellular component: endoplasmic reticulum. The coding region runs from base 1 to 909 and encodes 302 amino acids.
AUGCUGAACUGGUUCGACCGGCUGUUGUGCUGGGUUCUAUCCGGUGGGAGCAUCCCUCUGCACGUCGCUUUCGUGAUGGACGGCAACAGACGCUUCGCCAGGAAAAAGAUGCAGAGCGCCUGGAAGGGCCAUGCAGAGGGCGCUGAAGCUCUCAAGAAAAUAGCUACUGCCUGUGCUGCGGUUGGUAUUCGCGUGGUGUCUGUGUAUGGCUUCGCUCUCGGCAACUUCCAUCGCACCCCGGAGGAAGUGGAGGGGCUUUUGGGGCUUGCGGAGGCUAUUUUUAAGGAUCCUGACUGGAUACAGGGCUUUUUGAUGUCUGAGAGGAUUCGCUUAGUUGUUGUGGGUGACCUCUCAUUUGUGGGAGAUCGGCUGCGGGAGGCAGCAGCAGCUGCAGAACGUGAAACAGCAGGCAACGACAGACUCCUGUUGCGUCUCUGCGUAUCGUACGGUGCAAGGCAUGAGGUUCAUAGGAUAACUUCUCCGCUACAUUUGGAGAAUGAGGGUAGUGGGAGCGCAGCGCCUCAGUGGGCUGCACUUUCGAAGGCAGAGCAGCACUCCUCUAGACGAGGUGCUGCUGCUGCUGUGUGUGCUGCUGCUGCUGUGGGGUUGCUACACAGCCAACUGGGUACCGCCUUCUUCAUGGCGCUGCAAGGGGGAAAUUGCCCCCUUCCAGAUAUGCUCAUUCGAACCUCUGGCGAGGCGAGGCUUUCGGAUUUUCUCUUGUGCGAGGUGUCUGAGGGCUGCUUUUUCCACUUCGUUCCCGUGUUGUGGCCAGACGGCAGCCGCAGUAAGCAGGCUGAUUGCGCCGUCGUAGUCUGCGCUCGCUGCUCUGCUGCCUCUUGGCAUCAUAUACCCGCUUUCCCUGCGGGUGUUCCUCCGUGCAAAAUUUACGCGUCAGUGGGUCGUUAG